CUCUCUCUUACUUUCUCUUUCUCUCACUCCACUAUAUAGCUCUACAAGUUUCUUCAAUUCUCGUUCUCUUUUUCCAUCGCUUUCUCUCUCUAGGGUUUCAGAUUCUCCUCUCGGUUUUUCUAGGGAGAGAAAAAAACUACGCAACGCUGCCGAUUCCUACUAACAUCCACUUCAGAUUCGGAUCCUCCACGUGUUCCAACCCGGACCCGAUCCUUACUGUCCGGUUCCCCCGAUCCGAUCCGGUUCUUUUAUCCGAAGUUUCCAACGAGUGAUCCGUUUUUGUUUGUAAAGUUCCGUUUAAAUUUGAUCGAAAAAAUGCAGCUUGUUUUAUUCCCACUCUGUUGCAUGAUUUAUCAGCUCAAGAAAUGAGUCGAUUACUUUGAAAAGUAAAUGCAGCAUUGUCCCGUAUGCCUGAAGAUCUGGCGUUACAAGGCCAUAAUUGAACCAUUUUAGAUGGUAUGCAACAGUUGUUUAAGGAGUGUAAUUGUUCAAACUGGGCAUAUAGGAACAUUAUUAACACCGAAAAGGGUGCAUUUAAGGAGUGUCGGAAGGACUUCACAUGUUGAUGCUGGAUUAACUUUUUGGUGGAAUCGUGAAUUUCGAACGACUGCAAAGAUGAUGGUUGAUAGAGGUGCAACAGCAAACCAGGGUCCCGUUGUUGAUAUGUUUCCAGAGAAAGAUGAUGAUGGUGGAUAUGUUAGCGGAGGGUGGAAAAGUGAAGAUGGAAAAUUAAGCUGUGGAUAUUCAAGUUUCAGGGGGAAAAGAGCAACCAUGGAAGAUUUCUAUGAUAUUAAAACUUCCAAGAUUAACGGGCAGACAGUCUGCAUGUUUGGAAUCUUUGAUGGGCAUGGUGGUUCUCGCGCUGCUGAAUAUCUGAAGCAACACCUUUUUGAGAAUCUAAUGAAGCAUCCACAGUUCAUGACUGACACCAAAUUGGCUAUAAGUGAAACAUAUCAACAGACUGAUGUAGACUUCUUGGAUUCUGAAAGAGAUACUUUUAGAGAUGAUGGUUCCACAGCUUCAACAGCAGUGUUGGUUGGAAACCAUCUAUAUGUUGCCAAUGUUGGAGACUCACGGACUAUAAUAUCCAAGGCUGGAAAAGCAAUCCCUCUCUCUGAAGAUCAUAAACCAAAUAGAAGUGAUGAGCGGCAGAGAAUUGAAAAUGCUGGAGGGGUUGUAAUGUGGGCAGGAACUUGGAGGGUAGGAGGCGUGUUAGCUAUGUCUCGUGCUUUUGGUAAUCGCAUGUUAAAGCAAUUUGUUGUUGCAGAACCAGAGAUACAGGAUAAAGAGAUAGAUGAAGAAUUUGAGUUGCUUGUGCUUGCUAGUGAUGGAUUAUGGGAUGUAGUGCCUAAUGAGGAUGCUGUUUUGCUUGCCCGAGCAGAAGAAGAACCAGAAACAGCUGCUCGGAAGUUGACAGAAACUGCAUUUACCCGUGGAAGUGCCGACAAUAUAACAUGCAUUGUAGCGAGAUUCCACCAUGACAAGGCAGAUCCGGCUAAUCCACAGGCCUCAGCAUGAUUAGAUUUCCUUAUUUUAUUGCAGGUGCAGAUUUAUUGACAAUUUAGUUGGUUUAAUUUUGAAAUCUGCAUGUGCCUUAUGGCCACUGUGCAUAUAUCAAGGAGACAAUUUGUUUAUUCAUUGCUUUCCGUUUCCUAAUCUGCUCUUGUAUGGAAUACAUGGACCCAACGUCCUGUUUAUUCCCGAACUAGUCCUAUAUCUACCCAUCUGUGUGUUGCAUCCCCAUGUUCAGUUAAAAUCUAAUAAAGCCUUAGUAUUUACUCAA
This is a messenger RNA of Theobroma cacao (cacao), 1783 nucleotides long. Its product is annotated as Protein phosphatase 2C family protein. NCBI's taxonomy places the organism in Eukaryota, Viridiplantae, Streptophyta, Magnoliopsida, Malvales, Malvaceae. Gene Ontology annotation, biological process: protein dephosphorylation. Gene Ontology annotation, molecular function: cation binding; protein serine/threonine phosphatase activity. The record is from RefSeq and is a predicted model, not a curated record.